CUCUGUCGGCUGGCUGACGGUGUGUUGUGUGUUUGAUGGUUUGAGCUCUGGCUCCCAUGUCAAUAUCACGCUUAAAUGUUUAAAUGUAAUGCGAUGGGAUUCUUGUGAUCAUGGAUAGAACACAAAUGCUAAUAUUGUCUUUCGUUGUGCUGGGAUUUGUCGGAGUAUGUGGCGCCCUGUUGUGCAACUGCACCACAUCUCAGUGUGAAAAGAAUGGCUACCGGUGUGAGACCACGGGUGCGUGCAUGGCAUCCACCUCCUUCAUCGAUGGCCAGGAGCAGCACGUGCGAAUCUGCAUCGACAAGGACAAGCUAGUACCCCCCGGGCAGCCUUUUUUCUGCCUGAGCGCCGAGGGUCUGCUCAACAUCCACUGCUGCUACACAGACUACUGCAACAGCCUGGACCUCAAAGUGCCCUCAGUGACGGUGCAACCCGACUCGGGAGCACCGAUGGGAGGAUGGGGCCCGGUGGAGCUGGCAGCAGUGGUAGCGGGCCCCGUGUUCGUGCUUUGUGUCCUGGUGCUGCUGGGUCUCUUCCUCUUCCAGCACCACCAGAGGGCCUACGGCCACAGGCAAAGACUGGAGGUGGAAGACCCCAGCACUGAGCACCUAUACCUGGCCAAGGACAAGACCCUGCAGGACCUCAUCUACGACCUGUCCACAUCAGGCUCAGGAUCAGGUCUACCCUUGUUUGUGCAGAGAACAGUCGCACGGACUAUCGUGCUGCAGGAGAUCAUUGGGAAAGGCCGCUUCGGGGAGGUGUGGAGGGGCAAGUGGAGAGGAGGGGACGUGGCUGUGAAGAUCUUCUCCUCUCGGGAGGAGCGUUCCUGGUUCCGUGAGGCUGAGAUCUACCAGACCAUCAUGCUUCGCCACGAGAACAUCCUAGGCUUCAUUGCUGCCGACAACAAAGACAAUGGCACAUGGACUCAAUUGUGGCUGGUCUCUGAUUACCAUGAGCAUGGCUCUCUGUUUGACUACCUGAACCGAUACACUGUCACCAUCGAGGGCAUGAUCAAACUGGCACUGUCUGCAGCCAGUGGCCUGGCACACCUGCAUAUGGAGAUACUGGGCACACAGGGUAAGCCUGGUAUUGCUCAUCGUGAUUUGAAAUCUAAGAACAUUCUGGUAAAGAAGAACCUCACCUGUGCCAUUGCUGAUCUGGGCUUGGCAGUACGCCAUGAGUCUGCCACGGAUACCAUUGACAUAGCUCCCAACCAGCGCGUUGGCACAAAGAGGUACAUGGCACCCGAGGUGUUGGACGAGAGCAUUAACAUGCAUCACUUUGACUCCUUCAAAUGUGCUGAUAUCUAUGCCCUGGGUCUGGUGUACUGGGAGAUUGCCCGCCGCUGCAAUGCUGGGGGUAUCCAUGAGGAGUACCAGCUGCCCUACUAUGACCUGGUGCCCUCUGACCCUUCCAUUGAGGAGAUGAGAAAAGUGGUGUGUGACCAGAGGUUACGACCAAAUGUGCCCAACUGGUGGCAGAGCUAUGAGGCCCUGCGUGUGAUGGGGAAGAUUAUGAGGGAGUGCUGGUAUGCCAAUGGUGCUGCACGUCUUACUGCUCUACGCAUAAAGAAGACCCUGUCGCAGCUCAGCGUGGAAGAGGAUGUCAAGAUGUGAAAGGAAAUGUCAAGCCAAGCCACAACCGAAGGGCGCCGUCAAAAGAAAGUACAAAAGUUCUACUGCUCAAAACUAUCCUGCCAGUUUGAAAAGGGAGAAAAAAAAACACUAACCCAGUCCACUGAGUUGUGACGUGGUCUACCUCACCCUCACAGCCAAAACUACUGAGAAACGAUCAUACUUUCAGCUCCCAUGUCCUGACAAACUGAACUUGAACUUCCCUUUCCACAAUCCCUUUCUCCAUGUAUGGCCACAGACUGGAAGUCCUGAACACUACUGAUCUACUGUUAGCACUGCUGUUUCUAAUCUCUUGCCUAUCCCAAGGUAAAUGUGGAUUACCAUUGAUUGAUUAAUGUAAUUCUUUUACUUUUUAAUGUGAUUCUUUAGUUUUGAGCUUUUAAUCAUCACCUUACAGCAGCAGCUCACUCCAUAGUCCACUUCUUAAAUUUUGUUCAUACAUUUACUAGCUGUAUAUUGUGUAAACUCCAGAAUAUGGGGGUUGCUUUCAUGAAAAAUGAAAUGUGGAAGUGUGUUUGCACAUAUCUUAUUGCACUCCUUCUGUUAUUGUUUUGAAAAAUGCUAAUUGCCUGUGUUUAAAAGUGAUGAGGUUCCUCAGACCUUAGCAGGAUAUAAAAGAGGAGACAGAUUAAGCAGGUAGUCCAAGCAAUUCAUUUCAGGAGGAGCUGACAAAUCUGAAAUGAAAAACUUAAUGUUGUGACACUACUGACACACAUGUGGGCUUGAAUAAGAUUAAUGAGAGCCAGAGUGUGGUUGAAACCUAUUUUUUAAUGUGAAUCAUGAAUUUGUCUGUUUAGCCACAUUGUUUCUUUUGAUUGAGCAAUGUUAGGUCAGCCACAUUGAAAUUGUCAUCAUAAUCUUUUUUGCAUGUGUCUUACAAUGUUUUGUGAGCAUGAACUGGAUAAUUGCCAACUCCAUCUAUGAAACACACUUGUGAAUGGUACAUUUAUAUAUUUAUUUUAGAUUUUAGAGUCUCCAUUUGUACUUUUUUAGUGUCAUUAGGACUCCCUUGUACUCCACAAGCAAAGCUAAUGUACAUAGACUUUAUUUUUUGGAAGGUACAGAAAUGUACAUAUCUUGACCUGGUUUUGAUUUUAGAUUGCUUUGAUACUAAGAUAAUUGAAAGUGUUGGAGAGGAUUUUUUUGUACAUUGAGUGACCUUUAGCUGCUGCCAGAGAGGGCCUAUAGUGCCGUGCUGGAGCUGGAGAGAGCUGUUGGCUCCAACUGUCUGAAUAUGUCCCAGUCUGAACACGGCAAUGUUCACUGAACUGCCAUGUCUGUUGGCAGUUGUCAGAAAGGGUGCAUAGCCUAAUGUACAGGGCUGCUUUCCCAGAGCAGGAUUAGUCCUGGAUCUAGACUGAGAGAAAAUUUCAACGAUGAAUCACCACUUAAAAUACAAUUUAACCCAUGACUAGGCUUAAUCUGGGUCCAGGAAGCCAGCCCAAAGUACAGUUUCAGGAGAUUCACUUUGUUGCUUUUCACUGUAGCGUCAAAUCAUGCAACACUUAUGAUAAUACCUAUUUAUUAGUUAACAUUUAACCAUAAAACUAGAGCUUAGUACACUUUAAGGUUCACUCAGUAUUCACAGGGAACACAUCAUGUAGGAAUAAUUGCCUGACAAACCAAAAGGCUCUUGGUCUUUUAAUCUUACACCCAGAGUGUGAGAAUAUAGACACAGGGUAGGAGACCCUGUAAUGGCUCCUGUUAAAACCGAGAUUAGUGGCCUGUGCUGUUUUUACACUGUAUUUUUGACUACUGUACCUUAGACAACCUGAGUUACUUUUCUAUAUUCACUCAGUACUACUGCCCUGUUCUUGCUCACGCUCCUGUACUCUUCUUGAUAUGCAAGAUGUAAAUAGUUUGUAUAAUGUAUGAUUUUUUGAUGUCAGAAUUUUUGAUCCUGUAGACAGUUUUGGUCUUGAAGCUUGCAGUAUUUUUGUGAUUUUAUUUUCUUUGGUGAGUGUAUAUUCAAAGGUACUAUUCUUCUCAGUCUUUCUCCAUCAUUUCUUUCAGUCCCUAUAGAAUAUUAGAGGAAACUGUUGUAGUGCUUUAUGUACCAAAUUGAUUGUUUGCAGUAUAGUUACUCAGUCUUAAUGAUAGGUGCACAGAUACUGACUAAACAUAUAGGAUACAUAAACUAUGAAAGGAAAACAGUUCUUUUUCUCUCAGAUUCAAAGAUAUCUUGGCAAGAAAUUGUUAAUCAAAACCUCUAGCACGUGAAAGCCAAAAAAUGUAUAUAUUUGUGGUAAAGGUUGGUUUUUUUUAAGCCUUGUUGUAGGGAAAUAUUAUUUGUGUUUAUUACACUGGAUUACACUACUGAAGUACAUGUUACUCAAAAGGUAAAUUUACAAGUUAAAUCCAUUCUGCUGAUCCUGAGAGUUCUCACAGGGCAAUAUCAAUGAAUUAUGAUAUUUUUAGGUACAGAUGAGAACUGUUUUACCUCUACUUUAUUUCUGUACUGUUAAUCUUUUUUUUUUUUUUUCUCUUUGGUUUUGAGCUCUCUAGCUGAAAAUGUCUGUACAUACAUAUUUAUGGCUUCCUGACAAGGUUACUGCUGCUGGGGGGCUUUGGAGCAAUGAGCAUAGUCAGGGUCAUAAUGAUGAAUUUAGGCUUGCCAGAACGAUUCUAAUUCAGAAGACACCUGUGCAUCUCCCACACCUCAAAUGCCACAUUAUUAAUGGUAUACAGGCACAAUAUGAGCUCUGUGUAUUCCUGUGACAAAAGGUAUGGAGAAAAUUGACCCUCAAAUCUAAAAUGACAAUAAUCUCACUGAGCUCCUAAACCCAAUGAGAGUCUUUUCAGGAAGUUUCCAAUCAUGUACAUAGGUAAUAUACAGUAAUAAAAAGAUUUUACUAAA
Electrophorus electricus (electric eel) is the source of this 4491-nucleotide messenger RNA. Its product is annotated as activin receptor type-1B-like. Gene Ontology annotation, cellular component: signaling receptor complex; plasma membrane. Lineage: Eukaryota; Metazoa; Chordata; Actinopteri; Gymnotiformes; Gymnotidae. The record is from RefSeq and is a predicted model, not a curated record. Gene Ontology annotation, biological process: protein phosphorylation; cell surface receptor protein serine/threonine kinase signaling pathway; cellular response to growth factor stimulus. Gene Ontology annotation, molecular function: transmembrane receptor protein serine/threonine kinase activity; ATP binding.